Messenger RNA from Penicillium argentinense, 7029 nucleotides. RefSeq names its product putative THO complex component (Rlr1). Gene Ontology annotation, cellular component: THO complex part of transcription export complex. NCBI's taxonomy places the organism in Eukaryota, Fungi, Ascomycota, Eurotiomycetes, Eurotiales, Aspergillaceae. The transcript has 2 exons. The record is from RefSeq and is a predicted model, not a curated record. Bases 1 to 7029 code for a protein of 2342 amino acids. Gene Ontology annotation, molecular function: mRNA binding. Gene Ontology annotation, biological process: mRNA processing; mRNA export from nucleus.
AUGGCACCCGGUCAGGGUGGCAAGCGCAAGCGCGACGGCCGCUCGUGGUCAGGCGAUUCGCCGAGUAACGAGCCCUCACGUCCGUCGCCUCACCGUCCUGGUAACUUGAACAUGGCACACCACAACGCGCAGCAGGGCUAUCAACCUAGCCCAUCCCGCGAUUCUCAUGACACACGCGAUCGUCCGCGCCGUUAUUCUCACCGAGGAGGAGGAGGUGGUGGUGGUGGUGGUGGUGGUGGCCGAGGCAACUACCGCCGCGGAUCGUACGAAGGCCCCAAUUACCAGCACCGAGAUGCAAGCGCAAUGUCUUCCCAGUCUCAGAACCAGCCUCAGAACCAGUUUCAGAACCAGUUUCAGAACCAGCCUCAGGAGACAACAGAGAAUGCGCCUACAAAUGAAGAGCGUGUUAGGACCCAGCCUACACCUUCCCCCACGCCCAACACUCCCGCAGCGCAGCCCCAGCAGCCUCCUCCAUCCCGAGCCGAAACCGACGUGAAUCCUGAACAGCUCCCAAAGAAGACACCCUCUGUUUACGAUUACGAAUAUGUCACAGACGCUGUUGCACGAGAGUGGUUCUCUGGAGGAAAACAGAAGAUUGUGGAACAAGGACGCGCUGCUCUAUCUCAACAGGAUGCUCCUACAUUGGCAUCGAUCUACCAAGAGCUGGUCUAUUCCGUAUUUAACGGACGAGCGGCGCCGUCGGAGGCAGGGACAGUUGUCAAGGAUAUUAUCGGUGAUGAAUUUGCAUCUCAGGAUCUGGAUAUAGAAGUCGAGGACCCGAAGCCUUCGACCGCCGAGCUGGACUCGCGCUCAUUGUUCCUCGACAUCCUUUCAAUUGUCACAGACGCCGAUACAGCGAACCCUGUGCUGAAGCCUCUCGUUUCGGCGACCGCAAUCUCUCCGAAUCUCAUGCGUCUCCAGCUCGACUCACCCCUCUUGCAAUCGCUAGGAUUGGUUCGCGAAACCUUUACCCGCAUGGGAAUCCGCAAGCAGACCAACCUUCUUUAUCGCCAAUCUAACUACAAUCUUCUCCGAGAAGAGUCCGAGGGCUAUUCAAAGCUUAUCACCGAUCUGUUCACCACCAGCGAGAAUGAGCCACCCACGUGUGAGGUAGCCCAUGAAACGUUUGAACGAGUUAAAGCCAUGAUCGGUGCUUUUGAUAUGGAUGUUGGUCGAGUCCUUGAUGUGAUGCUUGAUGUGUUUGCUUCCGUACUUGUCAAAAACUCCCGUUUCUUCGUGAAGUUGUUGCGAGUCAGCUCCUGGUGGCCCAAGGAGGACCAUGCUCGCUGUGCCUCAGGACUGCCGGACUGGGCCCUUCCAAAUUCACUGGAAUGUCAUACAACCGAUGAAGAAAGAGCUCGCAUCGUGAAGUCCAAUGAGCAGCGUGAUAGGGACUUGUUUGAUCGCGCCAGACAGGUCGGUCUCCAGGCUUUCUUUGAGAUCAACCGCAAACGGCUCUCUGAGGAUGAAAUCCACCGAGUACUUUCCGACCCUAGUGCUUUUCCUGAAGAGGAAGAAGCAACCAAGACAUGGAUUGAAACGACCGGAACCCUGCCAACCACCGGCAAUAGAGUUGCCGCCCAGCUUCUUGGAUUCAAACUGCGGUUCUAUUCAUCUUCGGCUCGCUCCAAGUCGGAUAUUCUGCCAGACAACCUCAUCUAUCUGACCGCACUGCUCAUCAAAGUGGGCUUCGUUUCCCUCCGUGACCUCUAUGCCCACCUUUGGAGACCCGAUGGCUCAAUGGACGUUCUGAAGGCCGAAAAGAUGACAGAGAAAGCAGAAAGAGAGAAGACUGCGCGUCCAGGUGGUGGUAUGAACGCUUUGAUGAUGGCCUCCGCACUCUCGGACGAUACUAUUCCAACUCCACGCCUGCGUGAUGCUGCCUCUCGAUUGGCCACACCAGGAAAGGAAUCGGAGGCUGAUAAGCAGACAACGACUACCAAGGCCGAGCCCGAACUACCUGAUCCUUCGGAUCAGAAGGUGCUCCUUUUGAAGAGCCUCCUCGCUAUUGGCGCAAUUCCCGAAUCGUUGUUUAUCAUCAGCAAAUUCCCGUGGGUCAUGGAUGGCUAUCCUGAGCUUCCCGAACACAUUCACCGCAUUCUUCACCACUCGCUGAGCAAGGUCUACAAUCAGGCCCAGAGUUCUCUUGGAACGGCGACUGCGCCAGCCCCGCUCCGUCGAGCCAAACGCUGGGCUCAGCUUGAUCGGAUUGACGACCCCGUGGAAGAAACCGAUUAUCAUUUCUACUGGGAUGACUGGGUCGAUGAUGUUCCAAUUUGUCAGUCUGUCGAUGACGUCUUCACUUUGUGCUCUACUUUCCUUAAUCUCUCCGGGCACAAGAUUGGCCAAGAUCCUGUCCUGAUGACCAAGUUUGCUCGGAUUGGCAAAUACAGUCUGAGAGAAGAUACCAGCGAAGGCAACAAGGCUCGCUGGCAUGAUCUUUGUAAACGACUUUUGCUACCUGCAAUCAGUCUGGCCAGAAAGAAAGUCGAAAUCAAAAGCGAUGAUCAGGGAUGGAUCAAGAGGAAAAAAGAAGAGAAGCAGAGAAAAUUCGAUACGAGCGUCGCCAAUGCCGUCUCUGACGUGUUCGAACUGGUCAGCUUUUUCCCUCGUGAGGUCCGUUUCAACAUGUACGCGGAAUGGCAUUUCGGUCAAACUUCCAGACUGCCAGAUAUCAAGUCUGCUUUCGACCUGGCAAAGGCGGAAACUAAAGAUGUUCUCAAGCGCAUCAGCAAAACAAAUAUUUCGGCAAUGGCUAGCCAACUGACGGCUAUUGCCUUGAUCAACCCCGGCAUUGUCCUCAAUGUCGCCAUCAGCCAGAUCGAGUCGUAUGAAAACCUCAUCGAAGUGGUUGUUCAGUGCACGCGCAAGUUUACAACCAUGGGAUACGACAUUCUGACCUGGUGUCUCAUCAAUUCGUUGGGUCAGAAGGGCAGAAGCCACGUGCAGCAAGAUGGCAUGUUUACAAGCCGGUGGUUGAAUGCUUUGGCAACUUUUGCUGGCCGAAUUUUCCAAGAACAUUCCGCCAUGGAUCCUACUCCACUUUUCCAGUAUGUUGUUCAACAGCUGCGACACAACAAUGUUGCCGAUCUCAUCGUUUUGGAAAAAUUGAUCAGCUCUAUGGCGGGCAUCAUUACCGACAAUGAUUUCAACGACAAUCAGGUUCAGGCGAUGACUGGUGGUGAGGGUCUGCGGGCACGGACGCUCUUGCAGCUUUUGGACAAACGACAUCAAUCUCAGGCUACCUCCAAGCGACUGAUCAAGUCUUUGACUCCUAAUCGUCUUGCCGGCCAGCUGCUUGUUGCCAUUGCGCAGGAGCGGCUUACAUGUGUCUUCAGCGAGUCAUCGUCAGAGUUGAAGUUACUCGCCAAUAUCUUCGAUGAAGUCCAUCGCGUUCUGACCCAAUAUCUCGACCUCCUGCGAAGCAACCUUUCUGUCGAGGAUUUCGACUCUUUUGUGCCCGACUUCGCAUCUUUGAUUCAAGAGUUUGGAGUCCAGCCCGAAAUCGCCUUCUGGAUUCGGCGCAUCAGUAUAUCCGACAAGCUUUUGGAGUACGAAAACUCGAAAGCAACAGGAUCCCCAGCCAAAGAGGCCAAGGGGGCUUUGGCUUCUAAGCCUCAUGACGAGACUCAGAAGGACACCAACGAGGAUGGCGAGCGCAUGGAGGUCGACAAAACGGAUCAGCCUACAGCUGCUCCAUCAACUCCGCCUUUGCCGCUGGCUGCGAACCCCGUCAUGCAAGAGUUGAUCGACAAUGUUAAAGCAGUGCUGCCGUCGGACACCUGGGAAACAGUCGGCGCCUAUUUUUAUGCUACCUUUUGGCAACUGUCUCCCUAUGACUUGCACAUGCCUCAAUCAUCCUACCAAGAUGAGAAUCGGCGAUUGACUAAGCAGCUUCAGCAUCUUCACCAGAUUCGCGACCACGGCAGGAAUACUACCCAGCGAAAGGAACAAGAAAAGAAGCAAAUGGAACAAGAUAAAAAGCAAAUUUCAAGCCUCAUUGAUCAGCUUGUGGCCGAAAACCGCACCCACGUGAAGAAUUAUCAGGACACACGCAUCAGACUCCAGUCCGAGAAAGAUCGGUGGUUCGCGGGUAUGCGCCUCAAGUCUGAGGAGCUACAUAUUGCUUUGCUGGAGAAGUGUUUCAUUCCUCGACUCUUGCUAUCGCCCAUUGAUGCAUUUUUCUGUUUCAAAAUGUUGAAGUUCCUGCAUAGCUCAGGAGCUCCCAAUCUUCGCACGAUGGGCUUGAUUGAUCAACUCUUCCGGGACCAGCGUUUGACGUCACUCAUCUUUCUUUGCACUUCAAAGGAGGCUGACAAUCUGGGACGUUUCUUGAGCGAGGUUCUGCGUUGGCUGUCCACCUGGCACGCCGACAAAAAAGUGUAUGAGAAGGAAGCCUACGGAACAAGGAAAGAUCUUCCCGGAUUUGCGAAGACUGUUGAUUCUGAGGGCGUCCCCGUGAACUUCCUGGAAUAUGAAGAUUUCCGUCGUUUGUUGUACAAAUGGCACCGAUUGCUCUGCAUUUCGCUCAAGACCUGUCUCGAAAGCAGCGAGUACAUGCACAUUCGCAAUGCCAUCAGCGUUCUUCGAGCGGUUGUCAACAACUUCCCCGCCGUGAACUGGAUGGGUGCUCAAAUGCGUGACUGCGUGGAUUAUCUCAGCAAGAACGAUGAUCGAGACGAUGUCAAGAUCCCUGCUGCCUCGCUCAUCGGGGCCUUGAGAGGACGAGAAAAGAAGUGGAUGCUUCCCCAGUCGUUCAACAUCUUGAAGCAGACCGAUGGUGGUCAAUCGAAGCUCGGCUCUCAGCCCCCGACGGACCGUGCCGGAAAGUCCGGUACCCCUAGUUCGCAAUCUCCCCAUCCGACGUCAGCACCAUUGAACGCUGCUGCGCCGGAGUUCAAACCCACUCCUCAGGAGACAAAUGAUACCACAAAGCAAGAUCUUGGUAGAGAAGUGGAGGAUGGAGAGAUUGAUACUCAAAUGACAGAUACUGCGCCUGCAACGGACUCGUACGAAGCCAAAUCGCAAGCAGAGGUUCCGGCAACGGGCGUGAGCCCCGACACCACUGCUAUGGACACCAGUCUGGAUGUCCUCGACCGCUCAGACGAAAAUCGUGAUCAGCAAGAGCCCCGAGCUCGAUCUCGGACAGGUCGCCAGCCCGAUGUCCCUAAACGGCCUGAGCCCGCUAUGAACCCGCGUGAUGUGGCUCGCCUUCCCCGACACAGCGAUGGUCCUAACAGGCUUCCGCCGCGGCCUGACGUGGCAGAGGAUCGACGGGGCCGACACUCCGACUUAAACAACCGCAACCAACAAGGAGGUGCCGAUCAUGCUCGCUCCUUCGAUGGCCGUGGCCCGGGUUCUGAUCCUCGGGGUCGUGCACGAGACCGUGACUUUGGUGUAAGACCUUCACCAAAUGAUCCCAUGCGUGGGCGGCCCUAUCGUGACGGCCGUCUUCCUCGACAAUCAGACUCGGGAUGGGGACCUUAUGAACCAUUCGACGGUCCAAGGAUGCCGCCUCCUCCUCGCUCUGAGUCGCAGAAGAGAAGGGAUGCCGAGGACGACGCGAUCGCCUACAAAGAAGCCAUGGCAGACCGACGUCGCGUUGAAGAGCGAUUGCGCGAGAAGAAUCACGAACGACGUCCUCAUCGUGCGUCAUCGCCGUCUCGAUCUGAUCUACCCAAUCGCCCUGAGCGAUUCCCUCACGACCGCCGAUCUGGCAACUUCAAUACACCACCGUCUAACCCAGACGAUUUCGGGUUCCCCCGAGGCCCCCGCAACGAUCGUUCCGCUGGUGAACCUGAUAUGCACCACGGCCGUCUCCGCGGGCCCGACCCACCAUCAGACACUCCAUCUGCGCCACGUGGAAGGGGCCGGAACACCCGCAAUGCUUCCUCUAACCUCGUGGCCCCGUCCGGCCCGAGUAAUGGCAGAGUUCCUAGUCCCGAUCGUCAAAUUCCUACUGGCCCUGCACGACAAAGUGGACAUGGAGGUCAAGAUGUACCUCCAUCAGCAGCAUCGCACCCAUCGGAGCCGAGUGAAGGCUCGGGUAUCCACCCUGAUCGGUUGAUCAAUAUCGAGGAUAAGCCGCAGCAACCACACGCGACUACCAUGACUCCUCCAUCCGGUCCUCGCGCUUCAGGGCCCCAACAAGCACCCCGAGGACCUGGUGGUGAUCGUGGCCGUGGUGAUAAGCGAUUCGCCGGUAUCAACGGCGUCCUUCAGCAGACCAACGGCUCGGCAGAACGUGCACCUGGCACACCUCGCGGACGAGGCCCGCGUCAAUCGAAUAUCUCUUCCGCCAACGCCUCCCCUCAACUCGCUACCAGACCCCCUCUGGGCCCCAGCGGUGCCGAGACCCCCGGUUCAGCUCGUGUCCGUCCCGACGCCCGCGGAGACCUACUCGACGACGCUACUCCCGACACUCAUCGUUCAACCCGCAACUCUGACCGUGAGCGGAACCGUGAGCGCCGUGCGGAUGAUGCCAGCGGUAGCGGCAGCUCUUCCCGCCGUGAAGACCGUCGCGAACGCGGCCGAGACUCAGACCGUGAACGCAGCCGCCGAAGCGAUGCCGGUGGCGCCGGUGGCGCCGGUGACAAGGACCGCGAGGCACUCCGUCGAGCCCCCGGCUCACGCGAGGAAAUGCGCCGUCGAGACCGACGAGAUCGCGACGACGGGGUCGACAAUGCCCCCGCAUAUCCCAACAACAACAACGAAUCCGAGGGUCGUCUCCGUCCUCCCUCUUCUUCGGGCGCCCCGCCUCCACCUAGCGGUCCUUCUUCUCAGCCGCCUCCCCCAACCGAUGACAAUGGCCCUCGCCGCUGGGGCUCCGGCGGAGAUCGCGGCACUCGCUCUGAGAACCGCGAUCGCGAGCGUGAUCGCCGUGGUGACCGUCGGGAUCGUGAUCAGCACCGUGAUGGCGGUGGCUCUGGUCGAAAGCGUGGUCGUCCCAACCCUGACGAGAAUGGUGAUGGAGGCCGUGGUCCCCGUUUGGGCGGUGAUAACAAGCGUCCUCGUCGUGGAGGACCCUGA